Entelurus aequoreus (snake pipefish) is the source of this 987-nucleotide messenger RNA. Its product is annotated as gelsolin-related protein of 125 kDa-like. The record is from RefSeq and is a predicted model, not a curated record. The coding region runs from base 1 to 987 and encodes 328 amino acids. The transcript is spliced from 3 exons. Lineage: Eukaryota; Metazoa; Chordata; Actinopteri; Syngnathiformes; Syngnathidae.
AUGAGUCUUGAGGAAAAUCAAGUAGUCCGAGAGGAAAGUCAAGUAGUCCAAGAGGAAAGUCAAGUAGUCCAAGUGGAAAAUAAAGUAGUCCAAGUGGAGAAUAAAGUAGGCCAAGAAGAAAAUAAAGUAGUCCAAGAGGAAAAUAAAGUGGUCCAAGAGGAAAAUAAAGUAGUCCAAGAGGAAAUCCAAGAGGAAAGUCAAGUAGUCCAAGAGGAAAGUCAAGUAGUCCAAGAGGAAAGUCAAGUAGUCCAAGAGGAAAGUCAAGUAGUUCAAGAGGAAAAUAAAGUAGUCCAAGAGGAAAGUCAAGUAGUCCAAGAGGAAAGUCAAGUAGUCCAAGUGGAAACUAAAGUAGGCCAAGAGGAAAGUCAAGUAGUCCAAGAGGAAAAGAAAGUAGUCCAAGAGGAAAAUAAAGUAGUCAAAGAGGAAAAUAAAGUAGUCCAAGAGGAAAGUCAAGUAGUCCAAGAGGAAAAUCAAGUAGUCCAAGAGGAAAAUCAAGUAGUCCAAGAGGAAAGUCAAGUAGUCCAAGAGGAAAGUCAAGUAGUCCAAGAGGAAAAUCAAGUAGUCCAAGAGGAAAGUCAAGUAGUCCAAGAGGAAAGUCAAGUAGUCCAAGAGGAAAGUCAAGUAGUCCAAGAGGAAAGUCAAGUAGUCCAAGAGGAAAAUCAAGUAGUCCAAGAGGAAAGUAAAGUAGUCCAAGAGGAAAAUCAAGUAAUCCAAGAGGAAAGUCAAGUAGUCCAAGAGGAAAGUCAAGUAGUCCAAGAGGAAAAUCAAGUAGUCCAAGAGGAAAGUAAAGUAGUCCAAGAGGAAAAUCAAGUAAUCCAAGAGGAAAGUCAAGUAGUCCAAGAGGAAAAUAAAGUAGUCCAAGAGGAAAGUGAAGUAGUUCAAGAGGAAAAUCAAGUAGUCCAAGAGGAAAAUCAAGUAGUCCAAGAGGAAAGUCAAGUAGUCCAAGAGGAAAGUCACUUACACGAAAGUGCUGAUCAGGCAAAGUGA